This is a messenger RNA of Penicillium chermesinum, 3156 nucleotides long. RefSeq names its product bifunctional endoribonuclease/protein kinase IRE1 (gene ireA). Gene Ontology annotation, biological process: intrinsic apoptotic signaling pathway in response to endoplasmic reticulum stress; mRNA processing; IRE1-mediated unfolded protein response. The coding region runs from base 1 to 3156 and encodes 1051 amino acids. Gene Ontology annotation, molecular function: protein serine/threonine kinase activity; ATP binding; RNA endonuclease activity. Gene Ontology annotation, cellular component: IRE1-TRAF2-ASK1 complex. NCBI's taxonomy places the organism in Eukaryota, Fungi, Ascomycota, Eurotiomycetes, Eurotiales, Aspergillaceae. The transcript is spliced from 5 exons. The record is from RefSeq and is a predicted model, not a curated record.
AUGCGCUGGCGGCUUCCGGGCGCCCGUUCGAGCCUCCCCGCCAGCGUUGCUCUCCUUCUUCUCCCAGCUCUGGUUGCUCCGCAGCAGCACCCGGAUCCCCAUGACUCCGCUCCCCAGAUCUCCGUGCCCUUGGAUGGGCCCGGAUAUCGCUCCUCCAGGACAGCUUCUGUAGCUGUUCCUCCCGUCGUGAAAUCCAACGAUGCGAGCGCCCUGGCAACUCUGGCUCUGGCGGGCACCGGCCGCGCCGUUCGAGCCCCUCCUACCCAGGCCAGCAGCAGUUCUGCUGCCGGUCUGGCUUCGCAGCUUCACGCGCGGUCCUUGCAGGACUGGGAGGUUGAGGACUUUGUCCUGCUGGCGACCGUCGAUGGAACUAUUCACGCCCGAGACCGCAAGACCGGCUCCCCUCGCUGGGCUCUGGAGGUUCCUAGCAGUCCCGUCGUGGAAAGCAUAUACCAUCGAGCUAAUCGAACCAGCUUUGACGAUACACAGCCUGAAGAUGAUUUCCUGUGGAUUGUCGAGCCAAGUCAGGAUGGUAGCUUGUACAUCUACAGCCCUGGCCCCGACGCCGGCCUCCAGAAACUCGGGUUAACGGUGAAGCAAUUGGUUGACCAGACUCCAUACUCUGGAAUUGAUCCCGCUGUCACAUACACCGCCCGGAAAGAAACCACCUUGUAUACGAUUGAUGCUCGCACCGGUAGCAUAUUGCGAGUCUUCAGCUCUCGGGGUCCAUUCACUGCCGGGCAAGAGUGCCGCAAGGUUGAUGGCCAGGACUUGGACUCGGAAGAAUGCGAAACAACCUCGGGCACUCUGGUGCUUGGUCGGGUUGAAUAUGCUGUGGCCAUCCAAAACACCGAGACGGGCGACCCUAUCUGUACUCUGAAGUAUUCCGAGUGGGCACCGAAUAACCGUGACAUGGAUCUUCAGAGCCAGUACUUCCAAACAAUGGAUCAAAGUCACGUAUACAGUAUGCAUGACGGUGUGGUAUUGGGAUUUGACCAUUCACGCAUGGACAGACCUCGCUAUACUCAGCGUUUUUCAUCGCCAGUGGCUCGCGUAUUCGACGUUGUGCGUUCCACCAACAAAGACAACCCGGACGCUUCAACACCCUUAGUGCUUCUAUCCCAACCCCUCCAGCCCCCUGAUCCCGACUAUGGCGCGAUGAAUGAUGAACGAGACAUGCGGGUCUUCAUCGACUCUACUGAGGCAGGCGGAUGGUAUGCACUAUCCGAGGAAACAUAUCCAUUAGUCACUGGGCGUGCUCCAAUGGCUCAGUGCUAUGACAAGGACUUUUUCCGUAAGGGACAAUCGCUCAUGAGUUUGUCUCCGCACCAACAGAAGGAUGCUUUGGCUGGCUCCAUCGGAGCUUGCGCUCCCCCGGCAUUACGCAACAGCGCAAUUAUUCGGAAGGGCUGGGACAAUGCUUUGGACAUCAUCGUCACUCUAAUUCUGUUGUUUAUGGGCACAUUUAUCUACUUCAACUCCCACCACAUUCGAGAUCUCGCUAAGCAGAAGCUCGACAUCAAAAACAUCAUCAAUUCGAACGACAAAACGUCCCUUUCGACUCCCGCGACCCCUAUCGUGGUCGACACCCCGGCCAUCACGCGAUCGCAGCGUGCCGGCGAUGGCACCCGGGUCCAAAUUCGCGAGCCGUCCCGCGGGCCCGAUAGCGACGGACAAGAGCCGGGUCAGACCCCGGAGAAGCCACCAAAGAAACGAACUCGCGCCCGUGGGAGCCGCGGUGGUGAACAACUUGUCUCCGCCCCUCGAUUGGAGCCGGACAUCCAGAUGACGCGCACUGUUUCCAAUGAAAUCAUGGAAAUGGACGGUGUGAUCCGAAUCGGGCGCUUGGAAGUCUUUACGAGCAACGUCCUAGGACACGGCAGCCAUGGUACGGUUGUCUACAAGGGUGCAUUCGAUGGACGAGAUGUGGCAGUGAAACGCAUGCUGAUGGAGUUUUAUGACAUCGCCUCUCAUGAAGUUAGCCUUCUACAGGAGAGUGAUGACCAUCACAACGUCAUCCGGUACUUCUGUCGGGAGCAGGCUGCGGGCUUCUUAUACAUCGGGCUAGAACUCUGCCCUGCAUCUCUGCAGGAUGUCAUCGAACGCCCUUUCCACUUCCCACAGCUAGUCCAGGGCGGCCUAGACAUGCCGGACAUCCUACGCCAAAUCACCCAAGGAGUGAGAUACCUGCAUUCCCUCAAGAUCGUCCACCGGGACCUCAAGCCCCAGAAUAUUCUGGUGUCAGUGCCGCGCAGCCGCGCAGCCUCUCGGGCCAUCCGCAUGCUCAUUUCCGACUUUGGCCUAUGUAAGAAAUUGGACGACAACCAAAGCUCUUUCCGGGCCACCACUGCCCACGCCGCUGGAACCUCUGGCUGGCGCGCUCCCGAGCUGCUGGUCGACGAUGAUGCGUCUUCAUUCAACCUCGCAUCCCAGCAUACUGAGUCCUCCGAGCCCGCUGUGGUUGAUCCACAAACCAACCGACGGGCCACACGUGCCAUCGACAUUUUCUCCCUGGGCUGCGUGUUUUACUAUGUUUUGACUCGCGGAAGCCAUCCGUUCGAUAAAAACGGCAAGUUCAUGCGCGAGGCCAACAUCGUCAAAGGUCACUUUGACUUGCAAGAGUUAGAUCGGUUGGGAGAUUAUGCCUUCGAAGCUGAUGAUCUCAUUCGUUCGAUGUUGUCCCUUGAUCCCCGCCAGCGACCUGAUGCAAGUGCUGUCCUUACCCAUCCUUUCUUUUGGCCGCCCUCCGAUCGACUUAGCUUUCUGUGCGACGUGUCCGACCAUUUCGAGUUCGAACCUCGGGAUCCUCCUUCCGAUGCUCUGCUCUGCCUAGAGUCAGUAGCCCCCCAAGUCAUGGGACCGGAGAUGGAUUUUUUGCGGGCUUUGCCUCGCGAUUUUAAAGACAGCCUGGGUAAACAGCGCAAGUACACCGGCUCUCGAAUGCUGGAUCUUCUCCGGGCCCUUCGCAACAAGCGUAAUCACUAUAAUGAUAUGCCGGACACGCUCAAAGCCCACAUCGGGGGACUUCCGGAAGGAUACCUCAAUUUCUGGACGGUCCGGUUUCCUAGCCUGCUGAUGAGUUGUCAUUGGGUCAUUACCGAGUUGAACUUGAGGCAGAUCGACCGAUUCCGACGAUACUUCAUCACCUCGGACUAA